Molecule: messenger RNA, 3072 nt
Organism: Apis cerana (Asiatic honeybee)
Lineage: Eukaryota; Metazoa; Arthropoda; Insecta; Hymenoptera; Apidae
Product: NCK-interacting protein with SH3 domain
Biological process (GO): endocytosis
Molecular function (GO): Arp2/3 complex binding; protein binding
Source: RefSeq, a predicted model, not a curated record
AGCAGGAAUGAAAGUGAAAUUAGUGAACGGAGGUAGGCGGUUCUCCGCCCGUUUACUUCUCACCUGGGCGUUGUCUCUUUGAGAACAAAUAUCACUUUCCAUUUCAAUACGUGAUCAUGGGUGACAAUUCCAUGAGGUUAGAGAAUUAUGAAGUGCUUAAAGCUCUCUACGAUUUCAAGGCUACAUUCGCAAAAACCCUCAGCUUUCAAGAGGGCGAUUAUUUUAUUUUAUAUCAGAGCAAUACUAAACAAAGAAAUUGGUGGCAGGUCGUUAAUAAGGACGGUCAAAUUGGAUAUAUCCCCUCGAAUUACGUCACCACUGUAAAGGUUCCAUCUCAAGUAUUGAUUGAAUUUCUAGAAGAUUGUAUAGAAAAUGUGAAAACUGAAACUAAAAAACAGACUGGAUUGCAUUUAGAUAAGCAAGAUCUUCUUUUGAGAUUAAUAGAAAAAAAGAGACAAGCAGAAACUAACAAGAAACCUAAGAAACAAGCUCCAAUGCCUCCUGAUUUUGGAAACACAACACCUAAAGAAAUAUGUUCAUCGCUUGUUUGUAAUACUCAAGAUGGAGAUAUUAGUACUGUUCAGAGUAAUACUUCAUAUAUGACAGCACAAACAACUAUGCAUACUAAUAUAGGGAAAGAAGAAGCACCAGUUGUUCCACAAUGUCAACGUACAUCUAUAAAUGAUCAAAGGGUACAAUCUCUUUCACGUCAAUCUUCUUCUGAGACACAAAAAAUUCAAACAGAAAUUCGUAAAAGUCCUUCUCAGAGUAAUUCUCAACAUACCCCCAUUAGUUCACCUAUAAAGAAAAAAACUUCAUUAUGUGAUAUUAACUCUCAUACUGCUUAUCAAUUACUUGACCAAGUACGUAGGAAUACUCAAUUAAGUUAUGAAAUGUCAAAAGUAGCAGUAACAGUAGUUGUUUCUGGCCUGCAACAAUUGUUGCCUCAAAAUGUGAGCCAUUAUUUUGAUGCAUUAUUGCAUCAAUUAGAAACACCAUUUACUGUAUCACAAAUGAGCAUAGAAGAAACAUAUGAUGCUAAUAGAUUGAAAGUGAUUUUUACAGAGCUUACUUCUUGUAAAGAAGAUUCUCAACAGAGAAAUUGGAUGCUUUAUGAAGAUGAAUCUAUUAUUGUUGAUUAUAUAAAGGAACUUACUUCUAUAUUGACCAAUGCAGAUGCAAAUGUAUCUAGAUAUGUUUUACAGCAGAAUCAAUAUAAUGGAGUUAAUAUAUUGAUACAAUAUUAUCAAAUGGAGCCAAGAUGGACUAUUAGACAAUUACUCUUGCAAUCAUUUGGAGUAAUGUGUAGUUUAGAUUCUGUUAUCUUAACUAUAAUGUUAAAUAGUAUAUUACCUAUGGAAUUAGCAAGAGAUAUGAGGAGUAAUUCCAGAAAUGUAACAAAAUUAAAUUAUUCUUCAUUAUUACUUACUAUGAUUUUUUCAAUGGGUGAACCUAUGCCAGUUACACAUUUGGAGCAAUUAGGUCCGGAUUUUAUAACAUUUAUUUUGGAUUUAAUAGAAAAUCCUCCUGAUAUGGACUUGGAAGAUCAAAUUCCGGAUUUGUUUGUAAAUUUAAUAUUAUCAUACAAUUUACAAUUCACUAACUCAGAAAAUAUAGUUUUGAAUGCGUUAAAGGAAAGAACAGUGGCAAAAAAUUUUACUGAAAAAAUCUUACUUUUAUUUAAUAGAGAAGAGGAUCCUGUGCGAAUAUUCGAUCAUGAACCGUCGCCACCUCAUUCUGUACUAAAACUAUUUAUCGACCUAUUCAGCAACGAUGUCACAGCAGGCCUCUUCUAUACAAAUGACGUAUUUGUUUUAAUCGAUAUUAUAUUACGUCAAUUAUACGAUAUGUUUCCCGGUGAUAAGCGUAGACAAUAUUUGGAAUUAUGUCGAAGAGUAUUACGUACUUCGAGCUAUAAUGAACAUAAAUAUCGUUCAGAAGAUCUCUUGAAAUGCUUUACAAGAAUAUUCUGUGAAGAAACUGGAGAGAGUCAAGAAGAUCAACAAUCGGUGCGUGAAAUUAGCAAUGAAUUUCCACAUUUGUUUAAAAUGUGACCUUUAUCAUCGCCCUCCGACAAUAAAAACUUGGAGGAUGAUGAUUUGCAAACUCUUGUAUAAGGUUCCGGUACGUACAAUGACGAAGAAUGACGAAGAAUCAAGUUACCGAUCAAAAAAUUUCUUUAUUUUUCUAAUACUAUUUUGCAAAUAUUUUGCUCAGCCAAUAAUAUAUCAAAGACGCACACACAAUUCGCAGAACUUCAAGUGCAUGAAAUUAUAUUUUUCCCGUUUUAAUCUUUCUAGUAAACAUUACUAUUUAUUCUGAUUAAAAAAGGAAAAUACAGAGAAGAUAAAAAAUAUAUAAAUCAACAUUACAUUACAAUUUAAAAAUCGUUGUAUAUAUAUAUAUGUAUAUGUAAAAGAAGAACGUUUAUCAUUUUAAGCAUGUGAGGACCAUUGGAAGUAUAUAGAAUCAUUCCAAGUACCCUGAUAGAGAUAAAUAUAAAUUAGUAUAUAUGAAGUAAGGUAGCUCAACUGCACGAAUAAAAUUAAUGAAAUAUUGGAAUUAUUGCUCUGAUAUAAUAUUAAAAAAAAUUUAAAACAUAGUUGAAAUUAUUAAUAAAAGUUCUCUAUGAAAAUUCUUUGUGAAAAGAAAAAAUUUUAGUCCUAAUUGAACUAGUUAUAAUCUCUUAUAUCUGAUUGUAUAGUCUAGUCCACAUUUAUGCGAGUAAUAUUCUAAGUCAUACAUUAUUUUCUAAUGUAUUUGAUUCUCUCUCAUGAUGCAUUAACAUAUAUAUUCUAAUAAUAUAUUCUAUUAAAAAUAUAAAUUUGUUUAGCGAAUGCUCCUUCGCAAUUAGAGAACUUCAAAGAUUCCAAGAACAAAUUUACAGUAAAACUUUAUAGUUUAUUAGUGCCACUAUUAUAGUUAUUCUAGUCUAUUGUUAGCAACUCUAUUUUUUUAAAAAUAUUAUACUAUGUUACGUUUAUGACUAUUGACAUGUCAAUUAUGAAGAAAUCUCAAAUUAUUGUGAUUAUAAAUCAAAUGUUAAAAUAAAUAAAAAGUUUAGGCAAUCAA